ACACCAGUAGAAAUAUGGUUAGCAGAAUAUUUGUGCAAAAAGUCUUUUGGUACCUAAACGUGGCCAGGUGGCGUGUCAGUCCAACAACCAAUCAACGUCGGUAUUUACUAAAGCCGGUGACACCUGUUACUAUAGUGUUACGCGGGCCAAAUAGCAAGAAUAUCGCAUGAACAGCUCAUUGAAUUCAGUGUUGUGAUCAGUGCUUGUGUAAACGCGUGAACUACUCACUGAAAACAAAAAGGAAAUGACCUUGUUGAGGUUAACGUUUACGCUUCUGGCCUUUGUACAGGUAAUUUUCGUGGCUGACUGCAACUCUAUUCCCAAACACAAAUGUACACCGCCUACUUCUUCAGAAAAGCAACAAACCGAGGCAUCUCUCAAGCCAGAUCACUUUAAACAACUUGGCAAGGUUCAAGACAUGAAGGAAUGUAUCGAUAAAUGCUGCGAUGUGGAACAUUGUGAUCUUGCCAUGAUGUCGUACGGCGGACAAAACUGUUACGGUGUAGCUUGUUUCAGUGAAAACCUUUGCCAAAUGCUUCCAUCAUACCCUACGAGAAUAAGUUUUGACGUUGCACAUGUGUCAAGGUGAUAAAUGGGAGAAGACUGUUAACGAUUGCAUGGUUAUAGACAAUCGUUUCAAGCGAAGACCGCACGCUUUGUCCUCUACGCUUCGGCAACCGGGAGCAGUCAAUGAGGCAUAAAACAUAAAAAUCUUAAUACAAGGUAAAUCAAGGUGUUGGAAUAUGGUGUAAUAUAAAAAAAAGAAAACAUUGGACACUUUUAUAUCGUGAAGGUACCUCCUUAUUUUAUAUACAAGACUGAUAGGAUUUAUCAGCUUAUUUUUUUAAGGUAUAGCCAUGUAAAAAUGAUAAAAAAAUUGUUGAAUGUAAAUAGAUUUUGAUCUGGGCGAUCUUGCUUGCUGCUCAGCUUAUCUUUAAGGAAUUACCAGCUGACAAAUUGUAGACAAAAAGCUUAGAUAUAGAGACUUGACCAGAACCACGUGCGUAACCAGAAAUUAAUUAAUAUCGUAAUCGUUCAAGAAUCUCAAAACUGUGUGAAUAAAUUUGACAGAAAAUUUCAUGCCAGCAGCAAA
Messenger RNA from Orbicella faveolata, 1093 nucleotides. RefSeq lists its product as uncharacterized. Lineage: Eukaryota; Metazoa; Cnidaria; Anthozoa; Scleractinia; Merulinidae. The record is from RefSeq and is a predicted model, not a curated record.